AUGGAAGAAUGGCUCUCACAACUGGGAUGGGAACCCAGUUGGUGGUCGCUGAUCGCCACCGCAACCUAUCUCCUGGCCCUGGCAAGCAUCCCUUCUGUACUGCUCCAACGUCGUGGGCACCCGCAGUCGGCCAUCGCCUGGCUGCUGGUUUUGUUCUCGCUACCUUUCGUGGGCUUGUUUCUGUGGUGGUUCUUGGGUCGUAAGCACCUCACCCGCAAACGGCGGCGAAGGCUGAAAGCCACCGAGAAGGUCUCAGGCUCUCUCUCAAAACUCCGCGAUGCCCUGCCCGCCCUGCCCGAGGCCAGUUGGGAAUUGCUCUCGCUGCGUCGCUUACCACCCGACGAAGCCCAAUGGGUUUUUCCGCCAACAUUUAACAAUCGAGUGCGAUUGUUACGCGAUGCUAUUCAAACAUACCCGGCGAUCGAAGAUGCCAUCCAUGCCUCGACCCAGCACAUUCAUCUGCUGUUCUACAUCUGGAACGAUGACGCGACGGGCCGACGCUUUCGCGACUUGCUGGUCGAAAAAGCGAGGCAAGGCGUCGAAGUCCGCAUUCUCUGCGACGCCAUUGGCAGCCCCUGGGCCGGGCGGAGUUUGAUGCGUCCGUUGAUCGAAGCCGGCGGAAAGGUGGGCAUCUUUCUGCCCACGCAUAUCUUCAAGCGAAACCGUUACUGGAACUUUCGCAACCAUCGCAAGCUGGUGGUGGCCGACGGUUGCCGCGGCAUCGUGGGCGGAUUGAACAUCGGCGACGAAUACACCAAAGACUGGCACGACACGGCCCUCGAGAUGCGGGGCCCCGUAGUCGAUCAACUCCAGGAAGUAUUCGCCGACGACUGGUACUACACCACUGGCGAAGAACUCUCCACCACCCGUUACUUCAGUUGCUACCCCGAAGAACAAAAGAAGAACCCCGAAUGGGGCAUCGAUAACGAGGCCGUGUGUGGCGUGGUGGCCAGUGGUCCACAUACCCGGCACAACCUCACGCACGACGCCCUGUUCAUCGCCAUCACGCAGGCCACCAACCGCGUGUGGAUCACCACUCCCUACCUCAUCCCCAACCCCAGCAUUCGCUCGGCACUGAGAACCGCCGUCUACCGCGGCGUGGAUGUGAGGGUCAUGCUGCCCGAGGUGGGCGACUCGCGGAUCGCCCAUUGGGCCUCACAAUCGUACUAUCCGGAACUGCUGGGGGCCGGCGUGAAGAUCUACGAGUACCUGCCGUAUUACCUCCACGCCAAGAGCGCCGUGUUCGACGAUGAUCUCUCUGUGGUGGGCAGCGCGAACAUCGAUAUCCGUAGCUUCCGGCUAAAUUUCGAGGUCAGUUGCACCGUCCGCAGCAAGGCAUUCUGCGAUGAGCUGGCCGCCCUCUUCGAACGCGACAUGCAGAAAUGCAAGGAACUGAGAUACGAGGAAUUCGAGAAACGCCCCCUCAUGCUGAAACUUGCCGAAUCGGCCGCACAAUUGCGGCCAAGGCAUUUUCCACCGUCACGAUCCUUCCGCGGCACCAACCCAAUCAUGGAACUGGCCACAGAAUUUGUUGUGCUGCUCGUGCUGGGCUUCCUCACCAGCUUUGUCUCAGGGUUGUUCGGCAUCGGCGGAGGAAUCGUUCGCAUUCCGUUGUUCGUGUACCUGCUGCCCUGGAUGGGAGUACCCGACGACACGAUGAUGCAUGUGGCCGUCGGCACCUCGGUGGCCUUGAUCAUUCCCACGGCCAUUGCCGCGUCUUAUAAGCAAUAUCGGCAAGGCAAUCUCGACCUGGAGUUCUAUCGUCUCUGGGCUGUUGGAAUCUUGAUCGGCGUUCUCGUCGGCCUGCUACUCGUCGACCACGUCUCGACCGAUGCCUUCAAAAUCAUCUUCAUCGUGUUUCUCAUCGGCGUUGCCGGCUACGUGGGCUUCGUGCCAGAAACGACCGUCAUUUCACAGACGCCCCCAAAGGGAAUCGGUCGCGUGAGCCUGGCCGCCCUGGUCGGUCUUAUCUCAACCCUCACCGGAACCGGGGGUGGCGCCGUAUCAACGCCUUCGCUGAAGGCGUUCAACAUGCCGCUGAAGAAAGCCGUGGCUACAGCCUCGGCCACCGGACUGGUCGUCGGCGUCGUGGCCUGCAUCGGCUACAUCUGGCAAGGUCUCGGAAUCCCCGACCGCCCGCCACACUCGUUGGGAUACGUCGAUCUGCUGGUGUUCGCCGGCAUGAUGCCGACAAUCUUCAUCGGCGCCCCAAUGGGAGCAAAGGUCAACAAUCGCUUAGAUGAGAAGCACCUGAAGUACACCUAUGGUGUAUUCCUCCUCGUGGUAGCCGCCGACAUGACCUACAAACUGGUCACUUAG
Messenger RNA from Cladocopium goreaui, 2319 nucleotides. The record is from the annotation of a GenBank genome assembly. NCBI's taxonomy places the organism in Eukaryota, Dinophyceae, Suessiales, Symbiodiniaceae.